AUGGAGAGUGAGCUAGCGGCGAUCCGCACCGCACUUGCGGCGGUGACAACAGCAAUGAAGGAUCUACCCACGACGCUGGGGACGAUGGUCGAGAAGGCGGUAGGGAAGUCUGUCGGCAUUGAUGUAGAUUCCGGCGAUGCUAGGCCGGAGCGUGAACCUAGGGAAAAGACUCCGGAAUCGGUGGGUCUGAGGGAGUCUGGAUCGGAUCAACCGGUGCUGCAAGGAGAGGCUCUCAACGAAUUUCGCCAAUCGGUCAAGAAAGUUGAACUUCCGAUGUUCGAUGGGAAAGACCUGGCGGGGUGGAUCUCUCGCGCGGAGAUCUAUUUCAAGGUGCAAGAAACUUCACCGGAAGUCAAGGUGAGUUUAGCUCAGCUGAGCAUGGAGGGUGGAACCAUACAUUUUUACAACUCACUCCUUGCAACUGAGGAGGAGCUGACCUGGGAACGGUUUCGCGACGCACUGUUGGAGCGUUAUGGUGGGAAUGGCGACGGCGACGUCUACGAACAACUUUCGGAGCUCCGUCAGCAAGGAACCGUUGAAGAGUAUAUCACGGAUUUUGAGUACCUCACUGCUCAGAUUCCCAAGCUUCCAGAGAAACAAUACCAAGGGUAUUUCCUGCAUGGGUUGAAGGAGGAAAUCAGGGGCAAGGUGCGCAGCUUGGUAGCCAUGGGCGGUGUGAACCGAGCUCGUCUUUUGGUGGUGACGCGUGCAGUAGAGAAGGAGGUGAAAGGAGAUGGGGUUGCGGGUCAGGCCAGAGCAAACCGCUUUGGGGGAAACGGAUCCAGAUCCGGGUUCAGUGGAGCAACCAAGGGCAAUGGUACGGAGUGGAUAUGGGUCAAGGGGAAUAAGGAAACGGGCCAAACUGUCAACAGGCCAAACUCAAAUCCUCGAGGCGACCAAACAAAAAACACAGGAGACAUUCGACGAGCUGGGCCAAGGGAUCGAGGCUUUAAUCAUUUGUCUUAUCCUCAGUUGAUGGAGCGUAGGCAAAAAGGGUUAUGUUUUAAGUGUGGUGGGCCGUAUCACCGAAAUCAUGUGUGCCCCGAUAAGCAUCUCCGACUACUCAUUCUCGAGGAAGACGGUGAAGAGCUUGAUGAGAGCAAGAUGCUGGCAAUGGAAGUUAACGAAGACGAGGAAGAGACACAAGGAGAGCUCAGCUUGAUGAGCUUAUGUGAGUUGGGCAUGAAAACCGGAGGAAUUCCGCGGACGAUGAAGCUCAGAGGAACCAUUAACGGAGUACCGGUGGUCGUGCUUGAGGACAGCGGUGCUACCCACAACUUCGUGGAUUGUUUUCUGGUACGCCGGUUAGGUUGGGAAGUGGUGGACACCCCACGUAUGACGGUGAAGUUGGGCGAUGGGUACAAAUCCCAAGCUCAGGGGCGUUGUGCAGGUUUGAAGAUCGAGAUGGGGGAGUAUCAUCUUCGUUGUUCCCCGCAGUUGUUUGAUCUUGGAGGACCUGACAUUGUGUUGGGAAUAGAGUGGCUCAAGACUCUGGGGGAUACCAUAGUGAAUUGGGACACCCAAUUGAUGAGUUUCUGGAGCGACAAGAAGUGGAUCACCUUGCAGGGGAUGGAUACUCGAGGGGAACAUAUGGAGGCCUUGCAGAGCAUUACUGCUACCGGUGAGAGGAAACCGGGCCUGUUAGGAACCCGGAAUGAAGAGAAGGCUGGCAAGCAGUUACCUGGAGAAAUCAAUUCGUCACAAUUGGAAGAAUUGGACAAACUACUGUACAGAUUUGAUGUGGUCUUUCAGGAAAAACAGGGUCUACCUCCGGGAAGAGGAAGGGAGCAUUGUAUCACCAUCCAGGAAGGAAAAGGGCCUGUGAAUGUGAGACCUUAUCGAUACCCACACCACCAUAAAAAUGAAAUUGAGAAGCAAGUAAGAGAAAUGUUGUCUGCUGGAAUCAUUAGGCAAAGUACAAGUGCCUAUUCUAGUCCUGUAAUCUUAGUAAAGAAGAAGGAUCAGACAUGGUGA
Messenger RNA from Lotus japonicus, 1974 nucleotides. RefSeq lists its product as uncharacterized. Lineage: Eukaryota; Viridiplantae; Streptophyta; Magnoliopsida; Fabales; Fabaceae. Bases 1 to 1974 code for a protein of 657 amino acids. The transcript has a single exon. The record is from RefSeq and is a predicted model, not a curated record.